AUGGAUGCAAUUCUUUAUUAUAAAAACGGAUGGGUGCAAAACAUUUCCGGCCGAAAAAUACAGGAUAAACAUAUAGUGCACGGAGUUGUUCGACAUUCGUUUGCGUUAAAUGAAAAUUCGCUUCGUCCCUGGAUUUUGAUAGACGAACAUGGAAAAAUUCUUGCUGCACAUUGCAACUGUGCUAUCGGAAUCCUGGAAGCAUGUAGUCACAUCGGAGCCACGCUAUUUGGCCUUGAAGGAAUUCGAACAUCUUUACUCGAGAAAAAGCUAUCUGUAACUGAUUUGCCGGCAUAUUGGCGAAAAACUCCGGCAAAUAUUAGUGAGAACCUAUACAAAAAAGUACGUGAAAUCGACUUCGGCAAGCGCAUUCAUAAAACCUAUCCAUCUAGUACUUACCAGCACCGAUGUCGAGAACUUUUGAUAUUGCUACAAGAAGAUGGCUUGAAUGUUGCUGCUUCCAAUUUAUACUGCGGUGAAAUCAACAUGGAUUACAGUUGUGCAACCUGUACGAACGACUCACGCAUUAAAGAACAAUUGAGUGCAUACAACCUCCAAUCACUUCAUGACCCAUCAAAUACUUAUUCGACGGCUGAAUUGAUAGAAGUCGCAUCCGAAUACGUUCAGAGCAUUCCAAAUAAUCCAGAAAUGAUAAAAAAAAUAAACGAAUUAACAACCGAACGAAGCGACUCUAUGUGGUGGAAUGUAUUCAGAAGUGGACGUGUCACUGCUUCCAAUAUAAAAGACGGGUUUGGCUAUCACGAUGAGUUCCUCAUGCCUCUGCCAGAUAUAAAAGACGUAUGUAGCACUCAAAUAGCUAGGCCAUCAGUAUCCCUUAUCAAAAGGAUCUGUUAUCCUAAUGAGACAACGUUUUCUACUUCAGCGACCAAGUAUGGUAAGAAAAAUGAGGAAAAAGCUAUUGACCAAUUAUACCGUGCGGUUAAACAUUUGCAUCAAAACUUGCGGAAGAGUAAAUCAGGGCUGAUUAUUUACGAUAAAUAUCCGCUUAUGGGAGCAUCGCCGGAUGCAAUUUUUUCUUGUGAUUGUCAUGGUUCAAUUACGGUUGAGGUGAAAUGUCCUUUCACAGCCCGAUUCUGUUCAGAUAUGACUACAACGUUACUACAACUCAAGGAUUCUUUUGUUAGUCGUAAUGAUUCGGGAGAAAUUGUUUUAAAUACAAAGCACAAAUACUUUUUUCAGGCUAUGAUGCAAUUAUACGUAUGUAAGGCAAAUUUCGGAUAUUUUUACGUAUGGUCUCCUAAUCAAGUGUUACUGUUUGAAAUUAAAAAAAGAGAUGAGUUCUGGUUAAACUGUGAAAACAUGGUGUUAGUCCAUGAAAUUCGGGUGAAUUUUGAUCCAAUGCUUCGUACAGAUGUUUUAAAGUACGCCCGCAACUAA
Molecule: messenger RNA, 1395 nt
Organism: Wyeomyia smithii (pitcher-plant mosquito)
Lineage: Eukaryota; Metazoa; Arthropoda; Insecta; Diptera; Culicidae
Exons: 6
Coding region: 1-1395 (464 amino acids)
Source: RefSeq, a predicted model, not a curated record